This is a messenger RNA of Phalaenopsis equestris, 1072 nucleotides long. RefSeq names its product protein tesmin/TSO1-like CXC 5. The annotation marks the transcript as partial. The transcript is spliced from 6 exons. Gene Ontology annotation, cellular component: nucleus. Gene Ontology annotation, biological process: regulation of DNA-templated transcription. Lineage: Eukaryota; Viridiplantae; Streptophyta; Magnoliopsida; Asparagales; Orchidaceae. The record is from RefSeq and is a predicted model, not a curated record.
GCGCUGAAAUUAGUUGAUACAUUUGAUUCUGCAGUUUUGUUGCUAAUUUACAUGUCGGCGGUCUUCUUAGUUCUUGUUGUUAUCUUUCACUUCAACGAGUUCCUAGAUCAGCUGUGUUUUUCCAUGGAAAACAACAGCACCAAUGAGGUUAAUAUUCAUCUUCCGGAUGAUCCAUUUAUGCUCCAUUGUUCUUGCUUUGGAAAUUGCAUGAGCCUAACUGUUAUAAAUCCUCUCACAUUUUUCAGAAAACCAGAGUCCCCACAAACAAGAUCAAAGCCAUUAUUUGAGAUGAAAGAUGGCAUGCCAACAAGAAAGAAGAAUUGCAACUGCAAACACUCGCGAUGUUUAAAGCUGUAUUGUGAGUGUUUUGCAUCUGGAGUUCAUUGUGAUGGGUGCAAUUGCGCAAAUUGUUUUAACAAUGUUGAAAAUGAAGUUGCUAGACAUGAGGCAGUUGAAGCAAUUCUAGAACGCAAUCCCAAUGCCUUCAGGCCUAAGAUUGGCAAUAGUCCACAAACUAUUCGUGAUGUGAGGGAAGAUUGUGAACUUGCAUUAGCAGGGAAGCAUAAUAAGGGCUGCCAUUGCAAGAAAUCAGGAUGUCUCAAGAAAUACUGUGAGUGUUUCCAAGCCAACAUUCUCUGCUCUGAUAAUUGUAAGUGUAUGGACUGCAAGAACUUCGAAGGAAGCGAAGAAAGGAGAGCCCUUUUCCAUGGGGAUCAUGGGAAUACCAUCACUUACAUGCAGCAGGCUGCAAAUGCUGCUUUGAAUAGAGCUAUAGGUCCCUCCAUCUAUUCCUCGCCUGCAGCGAAGAAGAGAAAAAGUCAAGAUUUUUUCUUUGGAUUAUCGGCUAAGGACCAAUCUAUUCACAUGAAUGCACAAUGUCCCCAGGCUUUAGGGCCUACUUCUUUUGCUUCCACUCCUACAGGUCAUGUGACAAAUUUGUCAUCAACUUCAUUAGGAUCUUCAAAAAUCAACUACAGGCCACUUCUGGCUGAUAUUGUCCACACAGAGGAUGUGAAGGAGCUCUGCAGGAUUUUGGUAUUGGUAUCAAGACAGGCUGCGAAAACGGCUGCUG